Blastocystis hominis is the source of this 2390-nucleotide messenger RNA. RefSeq lists its product as hypothetical. Lineage: Eukaryota; Bigyra; Opalinata; Blastocystidae. The transcript has 4 exons. The record is from RefSeq and is a predicted model, not a curated record. The coding region runs from base 1629 to 2333 and encodes 234 amino acids.
AAAGAAAGAAACUAUCGACUAAAGAAUCUAUAAAAUCUGUGAUAAAACCAAAUGGAAUAACAGCUAGUAUUACUACAAAGAAGGCAAUUAAAAUUCAAAGCAAUGCUUGUAAUUCUACGUUAGUCUAUCCUGAAUAUGCCCAUUCUACUCAGUGCUAUCCUCAAUUACAUAUCCAAUCUCUAUUUGUCCACAAAUCGUUUCCUAAUCCGCGACCACCAAUUAUGGAACGAGGGAUUGUUUAUUACUUGUAUACUCAAAACAGAUGUGGUGAAAAUCCAAGAUAUCUAAAGGAGGUGGAAAGGAACAGUGCAGCUGUUAAGGCAAAAGAUCCUAAUGCCAAAAUUGCUGUAGUUACUAACUGUGACAUACUUGCAUCAACUGCAAAGCUAAUUGAUGUGAUUGUCCCAGUUCAUAACGAAGAUGUGGUGAAAACCAGUAAAAAGCAAUGGCUCACUCGUGUGUUGUACAAUGCUUAUCUUCCAUUCAAUUAUUCUUUUAUCACGGAUACUCAUGUUUAUCCUUGUGAUAAUAAGUCCUAUACAGAUAUCUUUGAUCUAUUCAAAAAAUCCAAGAUCGAUAUAUCGUUUUCUUGUAGAGUGAACCGUGGACCUUAUCCUUCUGGAGGAGCCGUAUUAUCAAAAUGGGGAAAAGGAAGUUAUGAAUUUUGGAUAAGAACCUAUAAACUCCAAGCACGAAAACACAUUUUUGAUGAUCAAAGUCCGAUGCAUACAACCAUGAAAGAGUACCGAAACAAAUUGUUUUCAUUUAGAUGGUUGAGUAGUAACUAUUUUUAUGCUUCCCAUGGCAUUACGGAAAAGGGAGUAUUUUCAGGUCCUGCUCGUUGUUACAGGAGUUCAGUAAUUGUGACAGGUCCUUUACGAUGGAUUCAUGGAAGUCCAGAUGAAUGUGAAAUAAUGAAUGGAAAAGAUAGAGAACUAAUAUAUAAACCUAGAGCAUGGUUUUUAAGGGGCACAUGCAAUACCACAGCCAAAGGAAUCAAAGUUAUAACAUCUAGUGCAGAAAUGAAGAAAGCCGUUUAUCCUUAUGAAGCACCCAAACUUGAUUGGGAUGUAGAUUACAAUAAAAAACCAAGAACAGAUUUAUUUUGGGAAUAUUGGCGUGUUUGUUUCAAUUCAUAAUUUCGAAUAUGAUACUAUCAUUAUUUGAUCGAUUGGUUUGUUAUAUUAUGAAUACAUCAAUAGAAAGAGCAUGAUUGCCGAAAUUAGCAAAAUGGAUAAGGAAGAUUUCCAUAGUUGUAAAACACAACUAUUUUGAGCGAUUCCAUUUUGAGAUACAAUUCUUCGAGAAUUUCAAGUUGCAGUCGCUGUUCUCCUAAAUCACAUGAAAAGUGCUUAGCAGCUUCCUGGAGUUAUCUUGUAUUCUGUCUUGCUGUAAAUCUAUGGAAUGUUCUCUUAGAAUAUGUAUGUCACAUGAUGUCAUUUCGAUUAUACUUGUGAAUGCUACUACUCUAUUGAAACUCUAAAGAUCUGGUAGAGAAUGCUAUGACCUCAGUUUUGUUGUUGAUUCUAUAUAUGGUGUUGAUGAAUAGUUGAUCUCUAAUUCUCCCAGUUAUUUCAUUGACGAUUCAAGCUAUGUCUUCGACUAAGGCUAAGGACUCUGCUAAAUCUAUGAAUCCCAUCUUUGCUGCUACUCCCAAAAACUUCCGCAUUGGAGGAGAUGUUCUGCCUAAGAAGGAUCUCUCCCGAUUCCUGAAGUGGCCCCGUUACGUGAUCAUCCAGAGACAGCGUAAGAUUCUGAGCCAGCGUCUGAAGGUUCCUCCCACCGUGAACCAGUUCAGCCAUGUGUUGGACAAGAACCAGGCUGCUGAGGUGUUCCGUCUGAUGAACAAGUACGCUCCUGAGACGGAGGCCGAGAAGAAGGCUCGUCUGGAGGCUGCUGCCAAGACGAAGGCUGAGGGCAAGCCCGUGGAGGAGAAGCGUGCUCUGGUUGUGAAGUACGGUCUGGACAACGUGACGAAGCUGGUGGAGCGCAAGAAGGCCAAGCUGGUUCUGAUUGCCAACGAUGUGGAUCCCCUGGAGCUGGUGAUGUGGCUGCCCGCUCUGUGCCACAAGAUGGGCGUUGCGUACGCGAUCGUGAGCGGCAAGGGCCGUCUGGGCGCUCUGGUGCACCAGAAGACCGCUACUUGCGUGUGUCUGACGGGAGUGAACCCUGAGGACGAGGCGGCGCUGAACUCGCUGCAGGAGAGCUUCACCACCAAGUACGCCGAGAACAAGAAGUGGGGUGGCGGUAUCAUGGGACUGAAGACUCAGCGCAAGCUGAGCAUUCGUGCCGCUGCCAUCGCUGCUGAGAAGGCCAAGAGAGCUUCUCUCUAAGCUGAUUGUGAGGCUACAUGAAGAAAGGAAGGAAGGAAGGGUGGAAUCGUCAUUGGU